UUAAAACCAAGGAGUGCAGCUUACUGUUCUUGAUUCUGAAACGACUGGGAAGCCAGUGGAGGUAUUUGGGCAUGGUGCUGGUGGAAGGGCUAUAUUUGUCAAGAUCCAGUUUAGUUCCUCAAGAGCUCAGGGAGGCUGUUUGGAGAGACCACAAAGUACAAUCAUUAUUGGAGAAAGCGGGUAAGAAGAGAGAAGAUCAUUGUCCGAACUAAGCCCGGGAAAUUGGAGGUUAAAACCACAGAGCUUCUUAACCCACCCUGCCCUAGAGAGGAUCCGCACACUCAGAGGGAGGAGGACUUAAUAAAGAUGGGACUUUCCUGUUCCCAGCCAAAUAUCGCUCCCAGCGCCAUGUGUCCGAAGCGACAGAAUCUGCAUCUCCAGUGAAAACAACACCCCUCCACUGACGUGCUAAGGGCAUGAAUCCCCGGGGAGCAGCUGGGAGCGGGUUGCCAGACCCCCAAACGGCUGCAAUCUCUUAGAUGGAACAAGGGAAAGAGCCAUGUGUCCCCAAUCUUCAUGCCUCCAUAGACAGGGAGAUCCCAAGAUAUCCAGCAGGUGAUGGGAUCAUGAGUGAAAACGAGGAGGAGAAUCCACAGCAGGAGGGUUUUCAGACAGAGGAGCCAAGUAUAGCAUUGUCAGAAAAAUCCAGAAGGAAAGAUUCCCAGAGCCCUGACUGGGAAGAGGACUGUGAGGAUGAGUGGGGGACAGAAAAUCAGGUGAGAAAUCUUCCAGGAAAGAAAUGGGAUGAAUCUCCUCCCCAAGAGAGAGGUUUCAGGAAACUCAAAGACAUCAUUGCCCAGCAAAGGCCUCACACUGGAGAGAAAUCUCAUAAAUGUUCUGACUGUGGGAAGAGCUUUAGUCGGAGAUCAAACCUCAUUCAGCACCAGAGGACCCACACAGGCCAGAGACCUUACGAGUGCCCCGAGUGUGGGAAAACCUUCAGCCUGCGCUCGACACUUACAAGACAUCAGCGAACCCACCUGCAGGAGAAGCCCUAUAAAUGCACUGAGUGCGGGAAGAGCUUCCGCCAGAGCUCAGACCUGAUUGCCCACCAGCGAGUGCACACAGGAGAGACACCGUACCGGUGUGCUGUGUGUGGGAAGAGCUUUGGGCGGAGCUCCAACCUGAGCCAGCACCAGACCACGCACAUGGGGGAGAGACCCUAUCAAUGUGCCGACUGCCUGAAGAGUUUCCGGAGCAGUUCGGCCCUGGUGCAGCACCAGAGGAGCCACACGGGAGAGAAACCCUAUCAGUGCUCUGAAUGCAGGAGCCGCUUCCUGCAGAGCUCGGACCUCAUCAAACACCAGAGGAUCCACACCGGGGAGAGGCCCUACCAGUGCCCCGCCUGUGGGAAAUGCUUCAGCCAGAGCUCCUCACUCACUGAGCACCAGAGGACCCACACCGGAGAGCGACCCUACCAUUGCACCGAGUGCGGGAAACGUUUCUGCCAGAGCUCCACACUCAUCCAGCACCAGAGGAUUCACACGGGGGAGAAGCCCUACAGAUGCACUGAGUGUGGGAAGAGCUUCUGCCGGAGCUCCAACCUGAAUCAGCACCUGACAAUCCACAUGAUAAAGAAACCUCAUCGGUGCACUGACUGUGGGAGGGGCUUCAGUCAGCUCACUAACCUUAUUAUACACCAGAGAAUCCACUCUGGAGAGACACCCUAGGACAGUGGUUCUCAGACUUUUGUAUUGGUGACCCCUUUCACACGGCAAGCAUCUGAGUGUGACCCCCCUC
This is a messenger RNA of Mauremys reevesii (Reeves's turtle), 1740 nucleotides long. Its product is annotated as zinc finger protein OZF-like. The coding region runs from base 480 to 1670 and encodes 396 amino acids. Lineage: Eukaryota; Metazoa; Chordata; Testudines; Geoemydidae. The transcript has 3 exons. The record is from RefSeq and is a predicted model, not a curated record.